CCUCAACAUAAGAGAUCGAGCAUUUCACCACCAAGAUGUUUGCUCUGCAGUCAUUUGCGGUCAUUUAUGCGCUGACAUUCCUCGGGCAAAAUGUCCUCGGAAGUGAAAUUAUAAAUGGGCAAAUAGCCCCAGACAACGAAAUGCUGUAUAUGGCAUCAGUGCUGGAUAGCAACGGCUACCAUAUUUGUGGAGGAUUUCUUGUGUCUGAGAACCUUGUAAUGACUGCUGCACACUGUGACCUGAAUCUUAGGUAUGUAGUCCUUGGUAACCACCAUCUGAGGAGUGAUACUAAUAAGAGUGUGAUACAGAUUGCCGACAAAUACAAACACCCAUAUUAUCAGGAAGUUGGCUCUGGAUACGACAUCAUGCUUUUAAAACUGCCUACACUUGUCCAAACAUACAAAACAAUUCAAUUCAUUCGACUUCCCCUCCGUGAAAUGACAUUAAAGGAAAAUGAGAAGUGCCAAGUGGCUGGAUGGGGUAAGAUAAACACUUACGGUAAUGUUGUUGAUAACCUGAGAGUGGUGGAUGUGUCUGUCAUCGGCCCACAAGUCUGCCAGAAUGCUUGGGCUCAAAAGGUUCCUGGAUACAAGCUUCCUCCCAAUGUUAUCUGUGCAGGUGGAUACAACACAAAUAAAGGAUUCUGUCAGGGUGAUUCUGGUGGCCCUCUGGUCUACAAGGGAAUGGCUGUCGGUAUUGUUUCUUACAACAAGGCGAUUGGUGAAAACUUGGGACAGUGUGACUAUCCGGAUGUCCCCAAUGUCUAUACAGAUAUCUCAAAAUACGUUAACUGGUUCAGGAGGAUUCUCCAGGGGGGAAAAAGUUAA
This is a messenger RNA of Maylandia zebra (zebra mbuna), 827 nucleotides long. Its product is annotated as granzyme B. Gene Ontology annotation, molecular function: serine-type endopeptidase activity. NCBI's taxonomy places the organism in Eukaryota, Metazoa, Chordata, Actinopteri, Cichliformes, Cichlidae. The record is from RefSeq and is a predicted model, not a curated record. Gene Ontology annotation, biological process: proteolysis.